This is a messenger RNA of Dermacentor silvarum, 1627 nucleotides long. RefSeq lists its product as uncharacterized. Gene Ontology annotation, biological process: regulation of transcription by RNA polymerase II. NCBI's taxonomy places the organism in Eukaryota, Metazoa, Arthropoda, Arachnida, Ixodida, Ixodidae. Gene Ontology annotation, molecular function: DNA binding. Bases 630 to 1385 code for a protein of 251 amino acids. The transcript has 2 exons. Gene Ontology annotation, cellular component: transcription regulator complex; nucleus. The record is from RefSeq and is a predicted model, not a curated record.
CACACGCGGCUAAUCGUACGCGCCUGACUGCGCGUCAUGCGUCUGCGUCGCCUUGCGCGCUCGUCCUACGCGUCUCGAGAGGGGAGACGCGCAGCCCGCGCGCGCGUCAAGCCGGACUUGAUUUUGAGCGUCAUUUUGAGCGCACGCGGCGGAAGUGGCAGCCUCGACGUCACGUGGUCGGCAUGUGAUCUUCCGGCGGCUUGGAAACAGGUGUUGUCGAAGUUUCGGAAUCGGACCGAGACGCUGGGAGUCGCUGCCGAAGUUUCGCCAGCGAUGGAAGGGAUCAACAAUGAAGCUCUGAUCGCCUGCGUUGAGGCUCGGCCUGCCCUUUGGCAAGCGAAGCAUAAACACCACAAAAAUAAGCACAUGACGAGGUGCUUGUGGACCGAGGUGGCGAGGAUCGUCAUGCCCGACGCUGCCGUAACAGGUAAGUGCUCGCUAUUUUAUACGGGUGUCAUACGAGAGCACUUUCGAACCCGAUCGAGCCCGAUCGUGAUUUGUGUUCACAAUUGCCUGUACCACGCAAUCUGUGUAGAGCCGAUGGCGAUCCAGAAAUUUGAUAUCGCUCGAUCGCAAUCGAAAGCCUGUGUGGAACCGGUAUAAGCUGCCUCUUAUCAGCCAACUCUCCGAUGUUUAAAACGCGUUUUAUCUGUGCAGAUGACGUUAUCACAGCGCUACAGAAGCGCUGGAAAUCCCUGAGGGAUAAAUUUCGCCGCCUUCUGAAAGGACUGCAGGAAGAAAAAAAGAGCGGCGCCGGUGCAGACGACGUGCAGGACGACGUCGUCUGGCCGUUUUUCGAGCAAAUGAUGUUCCUGCGCGACACAAUGGAAUAUAGACCGACAUCCGGCAACCUUCCAUCUGUGCCCCCAUCGAGUGAGGAGGAAAGCGCUGCGGACAUUUUAACAAAGAUGUGCCAGUUUUCUGAUCGGGCAUCGCUUGAGGUGCCGUCACCAUCCGGUGAAGCGUCGCAAGCGACACUGUCUACGGUGUCACAUGAGUCAUUGGAAUCCCAGGACAUUUUGGAAUCUCUGGAAUCACCGGUGCUUCAAGAUGUGCUGGUUCCGGAGGCUUCCGAGGCACAUCAUAGCAGGCAGCAGUCAGAAACAUUGCUGCCCUCAGCAGGCAGUCACAAGCAAGGGACGCUGGGCAGUGUUCCUUCUGAAGCAACAUCAUCAAGAGGGGGGAAAAGAAAAAAGAAAGAUGACGGUCAAUUAAUAUUAGAACAAUUGGGCAACGUUACAUGUGCAAUGAAAACAUGCAAACCGCAGGACGACCUCGAAAUGUUUUGUUUCUCUCUGCUCAAAGACAUGAGAGAGGUCCCUGAGGACAGGCGUCUCACCAUGAAAAUUAAAUUAAUGCAAGUAGUGGAGGAAUUAAAAAAAUAGUGCUUUAAAAAUAUAGCAUAUACCAGUUUGUUAAUGUACAAUUUUGACUUAUGCUAUAUUUCGUGUUUUUUUUUUGAAUUUCAUUCUUAUAAUUUAUUCCAUUUUAUGUUGUAAUUGUGCAUUUAUUGUUUGCAUUUGUCUACGUGAAGUUUUGUCAUCCAUAAGUUAAAUAAAUUAUUGUUUUCCACCGAGUACUGCAGCAAUGUUUCAGCAUUCUAACAAAUAGUAACAAGAUGUAUAAA